CCUGUGGAUACAAAAGUUGUGAUUGUUGGUGGCGGAAUCGCCGGUAUCAAAGCAGCUAUUGAGCUGCAAAAGAAGGGCAUCCGAUACACGAUACUGGAAGCAAAGGAUCGGCUAGGAGGCCGACUACACACUGUCGAGGGUAAGAAUGGCAAGUACGACAUGGGUGCGAGCUGGUUCCAUGAGACUUUGAAGAAUCCGCUGUUUGACGAAGAGGUGGGCCUGUCGAAGGAGUUGAACUUUUACUUCAACGAUGCGCCAGUCAAAUACAUCGACAGAGACGGCGAGAUCGAUCCAAUGCUGGGCAUUGACCCCAUCAUGGAGGAGAUUUAUAAGUUCUCUGAGCUGGAAAGCUAUCGAGAUCUGGAUGAGGACGACUCGCUCUACAACGUGGUGCUCAAGUACCUCAGAGAGAGGAAGAACAUCUUAUCAGAUGAACAGAUCCUAAAGGCUUCUCAGAGAGCAAGAGAGGUUGAAUUAUGGCAUGGUACCGAGACAAAGUGCACUAGUAAUAAGUACGCAGCCGUGGAUAACUGUGGACGCAAUGCCAUGGCAUUGCACUACGACAAGGUGCUGAAGAGACACACUGACGAGCUGGACCUUGCGAACGUGAAACUACAAGCCGUGGUGAAGUCCAUCUGUCGUGUCGAUAAAGGUCGGAGAGUGGUUGUAACUACAACUGCUGGUGAUGAGUUUGAAGCUGACUACGCCAUUGUGUCUGUCCCGCAAUCCAUCCUCCACUUAGAGGAAGGUUCAGAGGGACAUAUUGAAUUCAAUCCACCUUUGCCCUUGGCUAUUACCGACUCUUUGAAGAAGAUGCACUAUGGAGCUCUGGGUAAGGUGGUUCUAGAGUUCGACGAGGUGUUUUGGCCAACGGAUUGUGAGAGGUUCUCCGUGCUAGCAUCACCACCAAGUGGGUUUCUACAAGCGAUAAAGACAGGCUCUGAGAUACCAGACUAUCCACACUCCGACAAGCCAAAGACGUGGGAACAUCCAGUGCUGUUUGUUAACAUGGCAACCACACAGAAGAUCCCAUCACUGGUUGUGUUGACACAGUCGCCUCUCACCGACUAUCUGGAGUCAAACCCUCAGUAUGCGUGGGAAUACCUGAGACCAAUGGUUCUCAAGUUGGCCAAUGCAGAGCAAGUUCCUGAGCCAAUUAACGUCUUGGUGAGUCCAUGGACUCAAGACCCGUACCAACGUGGCUCCUAUACAGCGUGCCAUCCCGGUGAUGAUCCAUUACAAUCCAUAAUUGCGUUCGAAACUGGCUUUGGUAACGUUAGAUUCGCAGGUGAGCACACCAUAUUGGAUGGAACGGGAUGUGUGAUGGGCGCAUGGUGUAGUGGUACAAGAGAGGCUACUUAUAUC
Molecule: messenger RNA, 1365 nt
Organism: Williopsis jadinii
Lineage: Eukaryota; Fungi; Ascomycota; Saccharomycetes; Phaffomycetales; Wickerhamomycetaceae
Gene: FMS1
Product: polyamine oxidase
Exons: 1
Molecular function (GO): oxidoreductase activity
Source: RefSeq, a predicted model, not a curated record